Leguminivora glycinivorella is the source of this 6994-nucleotide messenger RNA. RefSeq names its product ecotropic viral integration site 5 ortholog (gene Evi5). The record is from RefSeq and is a predicted model, not a curated record. Lineage: Eukaryota; Metazoa; Arthropoda; Insecta; Lepidoptera; Tortricidae. The coding region runs from base 326 to 2854 and encodes 842 amino acids. The transcript is spliced from 18 exons.
CUCGUCUAGUCUGCACUUUACUUGUAGAGUUUGCCAGCUGGGCGGUUCCAAUACUUAAAUUUUCUACUUUACUGUUAAUGUUAAGCGGUUAGUGAAUUUCUUCGUUAUAGUACAUAUUAACAGUGCCCAACACACAAACUUUUGUUUAUGUUUGCCCGUCUGCCAGCUGUGACAAACCCAACCCCAAAAGAGGGCUAGACAGAGCGACGUACCUACUGUCUGGUCUGAUCUGAUGGCGUGACUGCGCGUGUCUGGUGCAGAGAGGAGCGAGGAGUGAGGCGGGGCGAAGGGCGAAGGGAGGGCUCUAUAUGGCACAUCCGGAGCCAUGAAGGUGGACGCCGAAGCUAAGGACGCGCCCGCCGCGCCUGCCGUCACCCCCGGGACCUCCAUCGCUAGUAAUACAGACUCGCCUGUGUCAUCUCUGGACGGUUUUCCAACCUCGGAGACAUCAGAGACGAUUCCGACGCCCGCCCGGGCGCUGCUCGCCAAGCUGGAGGAGGCCAACAGGCAGAUCGAAGCGGACGCCAAGAGCCUAGUGCUCAACACAGUACACAGCCGGAAGAACUCCGACACCUCACAAAUAUCUUUGGCCUCUGGCACCAGCUCAAGUUAUGAGCCGGAGGCUCGAGUUGGCGGGAAUGGCGAAGAAGACCUGUGGAGCACGUGGGGCCGCAUCGUCAACAACUGGGAGACCGAGUGGAAGCGGAAAAACCAGUUCGUUCGCGACCUGGUGCGGCAAGGCGUGCCUCACCACUUCAGGGGCAUCGUGUGGCAGCUACUGGCCGGUGUGGACUCUUCGCCGGAGAAAAAGCUAUAUGCCUCGUACAUUAAGGCGAAGUCUGCUUGUGAGAAAGUGAUUCGCAGGGAUAUCGCGCGCACUUACCCAGAGCAUGAUUUCUUUAAGGAAAAGGACGGCCUAGGCCAAGAGUCCCUUUUCAACGUCAUGAAAGCCUACUCGCUGCACGACCGUGAAGUGGGGUACUGCCAAGGAUCUGGCUUCAUUGUUGGCUUACUGCUAAUGCAAAUGCCGGAAGAAGAGGCGUUCGCGGUGUUAGUGAAGAUCAUGCAGCAGCACCGCAUGCGCGACAUGUUCAAACCGAGCAUGGCCGAGCUCGGCCUCUGCAUGUUCCAACUGGAGAACCUGGUCCAAGAACUGCUGCCAGACUUGCAUGUCCACUUCCAAUCACAGAUAGCCCUGGUGACGAAGUUUCGAAAAUAUGUAUGGGGGCCUAAAUCUGUGAGAUCAGACAAAAAAUAUUUCUGUAUGAAGAGUUUUAGCACAUCGAUAUAUGCGAGCAGCUGGUUUCUGACGCUGUUCACUACAACGCUAUCGCUCCCACUGGCCUGUCGCAUCAUGGACGUCUUCUUGUCGGAAGGAAUUGAGAUUGUGUUCAAAGUAGCCCUCGCUAUGCUCACGCUUGGUAAAAACGAUCUCCUUUCUCUUGACAUGGAGAGCAUUCUUAAGUAUAUACAGAAGGAAUUGCCAGCGAAAGCAGAGGCCGACCAGGAUGCGUUCAUGAACCUAGCCUACUCCAUUAAGGUUAACCCCAAAAAGAUGAAAAAGCUUGAAAAGGAGUACACGGUUAUAAAAACCAAAGAGCAGGGUGACAUUGCAGUGCUCAGAUGUCUGAGACAAGAGAACCGUCUGCUAAAGCAGCGGGUGGAGCUCCUCGAGAAGGAGAGCUCCGCGCUGGCCGAGCGGCUGGUCCGCGGGCAGGUGGACCGCGCCGAGGGCGAGGAGGAGACGUUCGCGCUGGCGCGGGAGGUGCAGGCGCUGCGCCGCGCCAACGUGGACGCGCAGCAGCGGCUCGCCGUCAUGCAGGACGAGGUCCGCUCGCUCGAGAUGACCAUAGCCGAGAACAACUCGCGGCAGUCAUCCCUGGAGGGCACGGAAGGGCAGGGCAGCGAGGAGCUCGCGCGGUGCCUGCAGCGCGAGCUGGUGCGGGCGCGGCUGCACGCUGCCGAGCGCGAGGCGGCCGAGCGCGAGCUCACCGCGCGCAUCGACGAGCUCGAGAACGAGAACAAGAGCCUGCGGCGGCAGCGCGUCGACAACAACGUGGCGCACCUGCAGGACGAACUCAUCGCAGUGAAGCUGCGUGAAGCCGAGGCUAACUUAUCGUUGAAGGAUUUGCGUCAACGGGUCACCGAGCUCUCUGAAGCUUGGCAGAGGUAUCAGCAAGAGCACAGACAAGAGCCGACCGCAGCACCCGUGCAGUCGAACGUCGUGUCGGACAUAAUGGCGACUCCCAAGAAACUGCUCAGAGCUUGGGAGGGCCGCUCCGCCGACAUGCAGAAGCUGGACGAAGAGCUCAUGAACACCAGGAUACGGGAGGUGGAGGCGCUCACUGAGCUCAAGGAGGCCAGGCUCAAGCUGAUGGAGUUGGAGACGCAAGUGCACGUGUCGACGAACCAGCUGCGGCGGCAGGACGAGGAGGCGCGCGAGCUGCGCGAGAACCUGGACGCGGCGCUGCGCCGCGAGCGCGCGCUGCAGGCGCGCCAGCGCGAGUUCCAGCACAAGUACACCGACCUCGAGAGCAAGGCGAAGUACGACUCGAUGCAAGCAAAUAUUAGAAAUAUGGAGGACGCACAAAGGAUAGCAGAGCUAGAGACGGAAGUUUCUGAGUAUAAGCUAAAGAACGAAGUGAUGGCGACAGAAGGAGAGCUCCGGAACAACAUGGACGACACGGAGCGCGUGCGCGAGCUGCAGGAGCAAGUCGCCGAACUCAAAGCAGAGGUCAUGAGGCUAGAAGCUUCCAAAGCACGAUCCUUGGGGCUCAGCCACCAGUCAGUUAUCUGCCGCAACAUCUCCUUCGAAGACGACCCGUUGGACCUGGAAGAACUCAACAAAAAUUAAAUUUAUACGUUUCACUAUGACCUCCCUAAUGGUGUGGUAAUGUCGUUACUUUUGAGCUAAGAGCCCCUAGAAUUGAUUUUAUUCGAAAAGGUACGCUUCGUUUUUAACCGACUUCAAAAAAGGAGGAGGUUCUCAUGUAAUGAAAAUGUUUCCAAAACGCGCCACUUGGCGCGCUGUUACAAAUUCUCCUCUACAAAAUGCUUGCCGAAGCGUUUAUGUCGCGUCACGUUUUUGAAUGGAAUUCGCACUCUUCGAUUCACAUAAAACUGAAGUGUUAUGGGCUAUGGGCACACAGCUACAAUCGUUCACUCUGUUAAGCGUAAAGGCACUGCGGCAUAUUGUUUAUAUUGUUCUCUUAAUUAUAUAUUCGGCUUUACACAGACAUCAAGAACUGAUUUACAUUAAAUCAGAACUAUACCGAUGGGAAAAGGCGGAUCGUUAAAAAGUGUCAAUUGAAUUAAUAUUACCGAUUUACACGGGAAAUUAACCAAUUAUAAUUUGUACUUUUAUAACUAUAACAAAAAACGUUAAAUCUAGCAACCGCAGUUUUAAGUAGAACGGUAAACUACAGUUGCAAUGACUUUAUCGUUUAUUUAAAUUCCAACUGAGUAGGAACAUAGUUGGCUCAUGUUUGUAUUGUUCGGAAUACACAAUAAGUACUUAGCUUUAGUGUGAUACAGCUUCACCCCAAUUUAUAAUAGAAGAAAAGUGGGUGUUUCUUUUAUAACAUAUGUAUAACAAAAAAAUAUCAGCACAAUAAUAAUUGUUAAUGGAAGUCACCGGGGAUGAAAAUGAACUAUUUCAGGUGGUCCCAAUAGAUGUCGCCUUAUUUAAGGUGCAUGUUUUCCAAUGUAGACAUCGUGUAAUAUCUACUUAUUCAUGCGUUCUAAAACCACAACGAUACUCUUAUAAUACAAUAAUUAAUUAUAUAAGUUACUUAACAUUGUUAAACUAUUAGUAAUCAAUAAGUUAUGAUAUGAUAUUCAUGACACCUACGUGUUAUUUUCAUUUAUAACACUGUUUAAGCAUAAUUUUACGACGUUAAACUCAUUUUAAAAACUAAAUCCAUAAGCAUAAUCUUUCACUGAUUUCUUUAUAUGUAUAUAACAUUGGCUAAUGAUUUUUUAUGAAAGUUUUUACAGUAAUCAUAGGACUGUCAAUUGGUGUGUUCACAAAAAGAGAUCACCGUAAAAUAAUGUCAAUACCUGCAUUUUUCGGUGGCUGUCAUGCUGCAUAUAUAAUCCAUAGAACAGUAGUUUAAUCCAUAAAACUGUAGUUCUAACUAUAGUCUUUAGAAUACCAUAUUUAACCAAAUUUUGUAGUAAUACAUUUAUUAAUACCUAAUAAAAUAAAGUAAAUCCUACGAACUGACACUGGGCAGAAGACUUCACUGAAAGUGUUGCUGGUGAGACCUAAAUGAUAGUUUAACUAUUUGUGAAAAUAACUUGAUUCGCCUGCGUCUUGAUUAUACUUUUAUGAAGGUUGGCUCAACACGGUCAAGUGGGGCUUGUCGAGCACGCAGGCGCAUCAGAACAUUCGGAGUCUGACUCUUCCAUAGUUCCCAAAAACUCGUGUUGCCAACUACAUUGAUGCACUAUAGAUAAAAUCUUUUUAUAAGGUUGUAGUCGAAAUAGACUAGGGUAAUCAGUAGUUAACUACUAUCUACUUAGUACAGAAGGUAGAAGAUGUAGGUAAGUUUUUGUACGUGGUAAGUGUGGGCAAGCAAAAUCAAUUCACAGUGACAAACAUGCCAAAUUGUUUGAUCUCAGCUCCCAUAAAUGUACUCCAGCCCGUACGCAUAAGGGCAGUAGCCAAAAUCCAGCUUAUUCCGAGUAUUAUUUAUAAUAUUUAUAUUAUGCUUUAUCAAUAUUAACGCUGAGACAUUCCAGUAAUAAUGUAGUAUGAUUUAUAAUUUAUUUUAAGUUUUAUAAAAAAAUGGCGCUAGCCCGAGGGUGGCGGCCAAUUCAAUGUUUUGUAGAAAAGUGUUUUAUAAAUAUUAGCAUAGGGAAGGAAAAGUUUUUUAGAAGUGAUGCAGGGAUAGUUAAUCGAGUCUUACAGCAAAUAACAGUACUUACUAGAUUAUUAGUUUACGCAAUGUUUUGUAUAAUUUUAAGAAACGAUAUUUUAUUAUAUUUGUAGUUUUAUGAUGCUUCGGGUGAAUACUCAUGUUACACUUCGUUACGACGUCGUGUCUACUAAAUAAUGUGAUGUUAUUCAUUCCACGCCCUGUGCAUAGCUAGCGACUGAAUAUCGGCAGCUUUUUUUUAUUUUGACUGGCCGGUACUGUACUCACCAACUCACAUAAUAUAUAAAGUAACUGAAUUGACCGUGACGUCACUCAAUUCGAUUACAUAUUAAUUCCAUAUUAGCAAGUCGUUCAAAUUCGUUUUGACAAUUCUUAAAAAGAAGCUGAUUUGACUAGGAGGCACGUAGCCUAUUAUUAUUUAUUAGGUCUUCCUAUAGAUCUUUCUAUAGAUCUUUCUAUAGAUAUAUAGGUCUAUAUAGGUAUAUAUAGGUCUUUCUAUAGAUCUUUAUUAUUGCGUGAUAGUACCUUUGCUUAGCACAACACAUGCAGGCUUAUAGUUUCCGAAUUUAUUUACUCAGUCAAAAUAUUACCAUCAAGAUUCAAAAUUGAAUUUGUCAAGUAUUUUUUUAUAAACCGAUAGAACCAUGAGUUAAUUUGGACAGCAUACGCUUUGAAAAUAAGCAUACAUGUGUACCAAAUUUUUUUUGUUGCUUACGGCCAUACUAUUAACAAUUUAAAUUAUUAAACUAAACACAUGUUUCUGCUUAGUAAAAUAGUAACUUUAAAGUGAGUCCACGUUGCUGACCGAUUAUUAUACACGUGAAAUGAAUAUUUUUGAGAGGCUGCUUUAAUCAUUUUAUUAUAAAUAAUUAAUCUUAUCCCAUAAGGACAGCCACAUAUAUAAUUAACAACGAUCUCCUGUCCCGAAUAGAACACAACAUAGAGGGAGUUGUACACGUUCGUAUUCGCGAAUAAAUAACUGACUCAAUAAAGACUGUUGUGUUUAACCCGGUUCCGGUUGGUAUUUGCUUCAUUCAAAUUUAUUUUCAGUUUAACGAUACGAAAACGGUCAUAUAAUAUAAGAGAGGUACACAGAUGCGUAAUCCUUUAGGUAUAGGUACCAUCGUAUUUUUUUUGGAAACAUGCGAACGUGUCAUGCUAUUUCAGUCAUUCUUAUUACAAAAAGUAUCGAGGUAAGUAGCAUGAUAAAUACGAAGGUUUUUUGAGAAAAUAUGAUAGUGUCAGGAUUAUGCACUACCUACAUCUAUACUUAAUUGGGUGUUAGAUGUUUCUCAUUAUACUAAAAAACGAAGAUAUGGUCAAAAUUAUAACGCAAUUUCUUAUAUCUGCUUUUGUCACAUUUAAGCUGAAUCAAAAAUUCAUUGAUUUUGUAGCUUGUCCGAUUUCCUAACCGAACAAGCUUAUCAAAUCCUAUAAGUACACGAGUUUAUCUUCGACUUUGAACAUCUAAUAAAAACGAUGAUUGUUUGGCUGGAUAUAAAUAGCAUUUCUAUUUUGACCAUGUCCAGAGACGUGCACUUUUACUUAUAGAGACCAAUCGUCGAACUACUCAAUUAAGUCCCUGUCUUUGUUUUUUUUUUCUAUAAUGUAUUAUAAUAUAUAAUCGAGUAGCUCAGCAUAGGCAAUUUGUAUUGUUAUGAAAACCAUGACUUAUUAUUUCUAUAUUAUUGAUAUUGUUGUAUUCAUUUUAGUUUAUUAGAGUAAUAAUUGGUUAUGAAUGAAAAUAUUUUAUUUUAUAAUUUAAUGUUGCAAAGUAUAAACAAAUCACACUAUUGAAAUCGUUUAAUAUAUUUGUACAUCCGGAUACAGUAUUUGACCUGAUGGCAGUUUAUUGUAUUAUUUUACCUUUUAAGUUAACAUUGCUUUGAAUUUAACUGCUGAAUAAAAUGAAAAGCAAUCAACGCAUGUCAGAGACAUGAAAAACGACACAUGUCGGGGCUAUCGUUAAUAAUUACCUGACAAAAGCAAUAAAGUGUUUAGAUAAUUAUUAAAUCUUGCCGGCAAGUUAUUGUGUUUUCAUAAUGUGUAUUAGCAACAAUAAACAACAAUUACAAUUUUAGAAAAUAAACUACACUUUAAAAUAAAGUUUAAAA